AUGCCAAGCACUUCGAGCAUCUUCGACGACUGGCGAAUGCGUCCUGCGGAACCCACCUUUCCUGCGGAGAGUCGCCAGAAGAGGGCGGCGAUCUUCGGGCGGCCUUCAGAAAGUCCUAUGAACGUGUUCAGCCGCUUUGGCAGCGGAAAUGUUCCCUUGUUCGAAGGCAGCGUGGUUUCGGCCGCAUCCAGAGAGGGUUCCCUGACAUGGCCCGUCACUCUGUGGAUGACGCAGUUAUUCUUGGGGGUGCUGAACGUGCCGUACCAGGUGUUACGCGCCCAGGUGUCGACCGAGCUGAAAGCCAACGCCGCCCAGGAGUUCAAUGGCCCGCAGUCUAAUGUUCAGGUCCUUCUUGUUACCUCCAAAGAAGUUAAAGCCCUAGCAUGA
Messenger RNA from Aspergillus terreus NIH2624, 387 nucleotides. RefSeq lists its product as uncharacterized. The record is from RefSeq and is a predicted model, not a curated record. Lineage: Eukaryota; Fungi; Ascomycota; Eurotiomycetes; Eurotiales; Aspergillaceae. The transcript has 2 exons. The coding region runs from base 1 to 387 and encodes 128 amino acids.